Molecule: messenger RNA, 356 nt
Organism: Medioppia subpectinata
Lineage: Eukaryota; Metazoa; Arthropoda; Arachnida; Sarcoptiformes; Oppiidae
Source: the annotation of a GenBank genome assembly
AUGAAUGAACAAUUAAAUAAAAUAAAAUUGUUAUAUUCGUUUAAAUCAUCGAUGAAUCGGCAAUUAUUUAUAAUCUUUAUGUUAGCGAUGGUUGUGUUGCUUCUGGUGACCGAUCAGUGCGAAGGAGUCAAAAGUCGUGGUAAAGGGAGCAAAAGUGGUGGACACGGGGGCAGCGGACAGGGGGGCGGAGCACAUGGCGGGGCUAAACAUGGAGGCGGCAAAAAGAAAGGAAGUCAUGAAACUUAGCGAAUGAAGCUCUUGAAACUCUAACUUACUGUGACAUUAGAUUAUGGUAGAAUUGUUGUGACAUUUAUUUAAAAUGAUAAGUUUCUAUAAAAAUUUUCAAACUUAUUUUU